This is a messenger RNA of Cimex lectularius (bed bug), 2948 nucleotides long. RefSeq names its product tetratricopeptide repeat protein 17-like. NCBI's taxonomy places the organism in Eukaryota, Metazoa, Arthropoda, Insecta, Hemiptera, Cimicidae. Bases 258 to 1370 code for a protein of 370 amino acids. Gene Ontology annotation, cellular component: actin cytoskeleton; cytoplasm. The transcript has 7 exons. Gene Ontology annotation, biological process: actin filament polymerization. The record is from RefSeq and is a predicted model, not a curated record. Gene Ontology annotation, molecular function: protein binding.
ACACAAAACUAAUGCUUACAAAUGAAACAAAAUGAUCAAAAAUGGAGGGAUGCUCGCGAUGCACAACGGCCUCUAGAUUGACCCGGACUUCGGGUGCUCACAGGACAUUGGUCCGUUCUUGCUCGCUUUGAAAAUCUCCUGGCGAUUGUUGUUCCUGUAGGCGGCGAAUGAAUACUGAUAAUCUGACAAUAAUGUAAAACCGCCACCUGAAGCCCUCGGUUGCUAGAGACAGGCAGAAGGCCGAAAUCCUAGUGAAGAUGACGAGUAAAAUGUGUAUGACAUUUGUGUUUGUGUAUAUAGUCGUCGUCCAGAUAAUCCACACCAACUCGAGGACGUCGAAUUUGUGGAAAUUGAGCACUGACGGGAAAGUCAUUGAGGCCGGCAACUUCAACAAGUUUCCCUACAACCCGGAGGAUAUUAUUGACGACCCGAUUUUCAACAUAAUCACCUCAACCGUUCACUACGGUAAAUCGUGGACUAAGAGAAGCUUAGAGACUUUCUGUUCUGACUGUCAAAAGACUAAUUCUACUUACAACAUAAGAAAUGGUCUACUUUCCAAUCCUGAUCAUGUUAAUAAAACAAAGCAUCCUGAAGAUGAUGAAGUACUCGACUGUGGGAAGCCAGUCAACUUUACAUAUUAUGACAAUUUAGUCGGAGUGGCAAACCGUUUUACACAUCCCAAUGUACCAGAACCGCAGGUCGCGUUAAUAUUUAAAAAAAAAAGUACCGACAUCGAUGUAAUCGCUUUGGAGAGAAAGCUGAAAAAGGCCAAGCGGGAGAAACCGAAAUCGGUCCAGUUGUACAACCAGAUAGGCAACUUCUGGAGGCUAAAGGGCGAUACGUACAAAUCUAUUGAAUGCUUCCGUAGGGCACUUGCUGUUUCACCGCAUAAUGCAGAAGUUUUGCUUAAUCUUGCGAGAGUAUUAUUUACUCUUCAGUAUUUGGAUGAUGCAAUAUACUUGACAAGAAGGUCGCUUGAAGUUCAACCGCCUGACAAAAGUGCGUGGCAGCAAUACUUCACACUGGGUGAAAUAUUUAAAGCUUAUGGUCAUUACCAGGAAGCUUCUCUUCAUAUGCGCCACUGUCUUCAUCUGCGGCCGGGAUUUGACCCAGCCAUAGCAGUCCUCAAAGAUCUUGAGGCCACGCCUGACAACAACAUACAUAUUUAUACUCUACUCAUCAUCGUCUGUUUGGUGCUUGGAGUGUUGUUAGUGAUAAUUUCUUCGAUGGAUUCUAACCUCGAAAGUGAUUAUACGGAAGUUGUUAAGGGGCAACGCCAUUUCAACAGAGCGAUGGCUAUGAGAUCACUAAAAAUGGGCAUUUCACCUAGGGCACUUAGAUCUAAACGGUAUAAUGGAACUUCGGGCUAAAAGUUAUCAACACGUUACAUUAAUUAUCUCUAUCUAUUCUCCUACCUCCACUUGGGAGCACUCUCUCUUGCAAAUAGUCUUUUUGCUAAGUUCAUAAUUUGGAACACAAUUUUAUAAGCUUUAUUUUUUUCUUGUUGUAUUGUCUGUCAAUCAAUACUUUAGAGUCGAUUGCUGUUUUUAUUUAUUUAUUUAUUGUUUCUUUAAAAAUUAGCAUUUUAUUGAUUAAUUAUGUGAUUACAAACGAUUUUUUGUUUACUUCUUGCGCGUCAUAUUAUUAAAAAAAUAGUAGAUUUUUUAAUUUGAUACAAUUAAAUUAAAAUACAUUUCUAUUAAAAAAUUUUAUAUAAUAUGUUGUCAGAAGCGAUAAAAUUACCUGAUGUUCUAGUCAUAUAUUACAAUUCUACUUUUUUUUAAAUACCACUAGGCAAAAUGUGCCAUUUGUUCCUCAUUUUUGAUCAUUGUGUUGUGAUCUUGAAUUUGAAUGGAUCUUUCUUUAGUUGUAUAAUUUACAACAAUUUUAAACUAUUAUGAGUUAUAGUAUUGUACAACAAUCCAAAGGACAACAUUUUAUCAGACUUUUUUUAACCUCUUGUUUUAUAGUUUUAAAAUUGAAAUUUUUUUUUACAAUUCAUAUAAUAUAUCAAGGCUACCACUAUAUUUUACAUACAUACAUUUUAUUUUUGUAAUAAUUUUAGCUAAAUUUAAUUACACUCUGAACACUAGUUUGUAAAAUAAACGAUAUUUGUAACUAGUAUAAUUAUAAAUCUUAACUAUGGUGAGAUUUGAUUGAUUUUCAGUGCCAAAUUUAAGUGAUGAAUAUAUUUAAAAAAUUUAUGUUUUUAUCUUCAUUUAUAUGUUUAUGAAAAGCAAAAGAAAUAAAAUUUUCUGAGACUGGUAUUUACAAAUUGAAGAAAUACAAGAAGAAUCCUUAUUGUAGUAAAAAUAAUUUUGGACUCAAGAUCUCUUGUGAUGAUUAAAAAAAUGGUGUGUAAUAUUAUAUGUUAAAAAAAUUACAACCUUGUUUAAAUUUAUAUAUCUGAAUGGAGAUAAAAAAUGUUUUACCUAAUCAGUAAAUGAGUUACCAUUUUUAUUUUUUUAUUUUUUAAGUGGUUGCUUUGAUUUAUUUCUAGUCCAGACUCAGGUUCAAAAAGUAGCAAAGAAAAGCUUCUUUUUAGUAUUGACAAGUUAGGUCAUCUUGUCUUACAAAUAAGAGGGUGCUUUGUUGGUGCACAAAGGUUUAUGUGAUUUUCUUUUCAUUACACCUCUACCAAUAUUUAUAAGUUUAAUUUAACUACUGUAUGAUUUUGUUUUGAAUAAUUGGUCAAUAUAAAGCAUUUCAAUGUUUAUAAAAAUGAACUGUAUCAUAUUCGAGAGGUGGGCUUUUAUAUUCAUUGUUGAAAAAAGUUCGUUAGUUUUUAAUAAUUUUUGACUAUGAGAUGCAAACAGUCAAAACCAAAGAUUUUUGUAAAACAAAGUAAACAAGACUCAGAGGUAGUAGUUAGUUUAAAGCCCUUCCUUCCAUUUGACUGUGUUCCAGGACAUUAUGUGUAAUAAAAUUAUAUAUUAUUGUGUCUUUUU